AUUUUUAAGAAAUGUUCGAUUUGUUCGAAUCGAGUUUUGGUGACAGAACUUGGAUUUUUAUUUGGUUUGUUUUUGCCAAAUCUGCAGUUGCCACGCCUGAGCAGAUUAAAACUCUCAUGAAAGUCGAUGGUUUCACCAAUGACAAAGCUAAAAGCCAUUUUACAGUGUUGGGCAAGGCCUCAAUCUCGACAUGGUUCAGAAACAUGGCUCACAAGCUUGAGUAUUCCCUCACACUCAAUCUCAAGGACCUGACACCAGAGAAAAAAUACUUGAAAAGCCAUACACAUUCUCUUCAAGUUGGAGUGGAGGAGACCUAUGAUGAUGAUGAAUUGGAACUUGAUUCUCUACCGGUAAAGAAGAGCAAAAUCGAAUCAGGACUUGAUAGAGAGAAGCAAGAGAAAUCAGGAUUGUCCAAUCAUAUCGACGAUGUCAAAAAAGCAUUGAUGAAAAAAGAAGCUGCUUAUAAUAUGUUGGGAGAAGAAACACUUAAAAAGCAGCUAACAAAGGAUCACAAAGAAGCUCAGAAACUGUUGGAAGAGACAUGCCAUGAACAGACGAUGGAGAGUUUACGUAAUGAGCUGGGAAUGAAAGGAGACGAGAUAGAAACUCUCAUGGAGAAGAUCGGUGACAUUAAGAAAUCGAGGGUAGCCAAACAUGUAUUAACGGAGAAAGAAGAAGCUCAGAACAUUGAU
Molecule: messenger RNA, 692 nt
Organism: Thlaspi arvense
Lineage: Eukaryota; Viridiplantae; Streptophyta; Magnoliopsida; Brassicales; Brassicaceae
Source: the annotation of a GenBank genome assembly